AUGAAGACACCAGAAGGAAUAUGGAUAUUCAUAGCAGCCCUGCACAUUUUUCUUUCCAUCACUGCAACUCUGGGCAAUGCGCUGAUCCUGUUUGCUCUACGAAAUGUAUCCUCCAUUCAUCCACCGACGAAGCUGUUAUUUCGAUGUCUGGCUGUAACUGAUCUUUGUGUUGGUCUUAUAUCUCAACCACUUUUCAUUUACUACAUUAUAACAAUCUAUCUCGAUAUUAGUGACUACACCCUGGAUCUUUGGCAUCUACAUGUCUUUUUCUUUGCAACGUUGCUUGUGGUAUCCACCCUAACAUCGGCCGCCAUUAGUGUUGACAGACUUCUCGCUCUUUUGUUGGGGCUGAGAUACAGACACGUUGUAACUUUAUGCCGAGUUCGUGUGAUCAUGGCUUGUUUUUGGUUCAUUGCUGUUUUUAACGCAUCUUUGGCUUGCGUGGCUUCGAUCCAAUUCCGUUUUAAGGUAUUACUUGCCUCGUGGUACGCAUUCCUGGCUUUAAUCAUUGUCUCUAUAGUAAUCUCAACUCUUUCGUACGCUAAGAUUUUUCUCACCCUACGUCAUCAACAAGCCCAAGUGCAAAAUCAUGUUCAACCAGAACAGUCCAGCAGCGUAAGAAGUGUACUGAACAUAUCACGAUACAAGAAGACAGUGUAUAGCGUAGCUUGGAUACAGUUUGUUAUGCUUGCUUGUAAUGGUCCUUACAUCGUGAUGACAUUUGUUUUGAAUUUUGGAAAUGUAGUCUAUUCCACUGAAAUAGAAAUCGCGCAUAGAUUUUUCUUUUGUGUCUUCUUUUUAAAUUUAUCUCUGAAUCCAGUCCUUUACUGUUGGAAAAUCAAAGAUGUCAGACAGGAAGUGAAAAACAUCAUUCGUAAGUGUCUUUGCUGUUGAGUUAACUUACAGUGAUGGAGAAAAGAUGCAACAGAACAGUGAAGACAACUGACCCUUCACGAACAGUGCCGCUAUGUUGAUACCCGCACACACGACCUACACUGAUAGGACACGCAUUGUUCAUCGGAUCAGUUAUCCCUGACUUUGAUCGUUUUUUAAGCUAAAUAGAGUAAUGAAAUAUGUUUGACUAUGUUUAAGACGGCUAAAAGGGCGAAAAGAAUGCUUAUAAAGAGUUCAGUCGAUUUUGGGUGUGGCGAUAUCGGAGUUUUUUAAAGGGGUUAAUCCAUGAUUUUUAGUCGAAACUUGGAAGUCUGUUUUUGAUUUUUUUUAUUUUGUCUAAAUAGAUUAAGAAAAGAUGUUUGCCAAUGAUUAAGACUGCUAAAAACGCCGGAAAAAAAACUUUUAUAAAUAGUCGGUUUGUACUCGCCGGGAAAAUCAUUAGUGCGCGCUGUCUUUAACAGUCAUUAAUAUUCACAGUUCAUGUCUGUAGUAUAACAGCGUACCUAUAAUCCCCUUGCACCUUAGAAUGAAUUAUGUUAGAAUGAUUUUCCUUUUGCAACAGCGAAAAAAGUAGAUAUUUUGGAAACAUUGGUACAGUAGCUAAGUACUCGACGUUUAGGAAUAAAGCUAUAUUUGAUAAGUUAACUUGGGAUCUGUUUACACUAUGCCAGAUAGUUUUUGCGCUGGCUUUAAGACCAAACCGGAUAGCAGGGCUUCUGUUCAAACAUAAGAACGGUCAUUUCGGCUCGAUCUCUGCAACGAAGCGAAGUUACGCCGAUCUCUCAAGUGGAGAGUUACAUAUCCGACAGGUGUUCAUACUAUACCGUAUAACACGAAAAACAAUCCACUAUAGUGUGUAAAUAGCCUUAGUAUUCCGCCCUUUUUGGGUACUUACCGUUUUAGAUUUUAAUGGUAAAGGUAGACGCCUUUCUAAAGUGCUUCGGAAAUUGCCCUGAAAAUUCAGUCGAGCCACUUUGAGAGUCCAUUUUCUCGCAGGAGUCUUAUCGUACCGUUGAACACCGAUAUAAUGUGCCGUUUUAAUUUAUAUCGAACAGCUGCUUUAUCUGACAACGAAUGAGAUUUUUUACUCCAGUUGUCUCAGGACCCCAAUACAACAUUUCCUAUUACAUGUUGAUGCUAAUAAUGAAAGUCGGAAAUAUAUUGCACAAAAAACACGUUAGCAUUAAGGAAGAAAGUCAUUACCAAACAGGGAGAAAUUAAUUGAUAACUAUUAUUACCCAGAGAAUCCCGAUGUUUAUGCAGGAAGUUGUAAUAAUGCAAUAGUCAAAAUACUUAUAUUUGCGAAGCAAAUUUCAACAUCUACUUAAUAUUUUUGGCUGUAGCCGAAAUGGCUAUAUACGUUUUGACCACUUUCUGUUCGCCUUUCAUAUCACAUGUAACGAAGUGGUUAACUGAGAAGCGUUUCCCGACGUUAAUGUUUCAAUUAGUUCUUUAUAGCAAGCAAUAAAGUCACCAUGUCAACCUGAACGACUACUCAAUAAUUUGUUUUAGUUGAAAUGACAGCGUAUGUCCUGCACUGUGGUUUGUUAACCUCCACUUUUCUUGUACCACUAUUUUAUAAUGAGCAUCGUCAAAGUACAUAUAACAUCUUAUUUUGUAAUAAUAUUUUUGGAUAGUGCUUUAGCGAGCAGUAAAGUUAACCUGUCUAAAAAAUAUUAGGAAUCGGCUUAAUUGAUACUUUUGAUGCAACGACAGUAUUUUUAACUGAAUAAAUCUGCUAUUUCGUUGACAAGCUGUUUUGUCCGAGGAAGUUCAUCUUGUUUACCUUUGCAGCUAAAGAAACCUAACGCUAACUCAAAUCGACGUUUCUUUUCCAUAGAGCUUAAUGUUAACCAACACCAAUGACAAACAACAUGAAUGGGACAUUUGUAACAACGAAGAUACUAUCCGGAGUUUGGAUAUUUCUUAUAGCCUUCAACAAUUCAACCUGUCUAAAAAAUGUUAUGAGAGUAACUGAUACGUUUCAUGCAACAGCAGGUGAAUUUGGAGUCUAAGUUUACUUUUUAAUUUAACUUUCCAGUUUCUGUCUAGAACUGUCACAAGUAAAUUAACUGUUUCGUUCACAAGUUGUUUUGUCCGAGGAAGUUCAUCCGUCUUCUGUAGCCUUGCAGCUAAAGAAACUGAACGUUAACUCAAAUCGACGUUUCGGGAAGUAUGUAGUAGUUAAUAUUUUUUGUUAGUUCUCAGCAAAGUCAACCUGUCUAAAAAAUAUUACGAACCAGCGUAAAUGAUACUUUUGAUGCAACAGCAGGUGAAUUACGGGUCUAAGUAUCUUUUAAUUUAACUUGCCAGUUUCUGUCUAGACCCAUUAAAAAUAAAUGUGCUAUUUCGUUCAUAAGCUGGUUUGUUCGAGAAAGUUCAUCUUUUGUUGCUUUGCAGCUGAAGAAACCGAACUGAAAUCGCCGUUUCUUUUGCAUUAGGCCUAAUUGGUGGCUUUUAACACCAAUGGAAAUACCACCCAGAGUAGGGAUACUUUUAAUAGCCCUGAACAUUUUUCUUUCCAUCUUUGCAACUCUGGGCAAUGUUCUAAUCCUAGUUGCUCUACGAAACGUUUCCUCCAUUCAUCCACCGACGAAGCUCCUAUUUCGAUGUCUGGCGAUAACUGAUCUUUGUGUUGGUCUUCUUGGUCACCCACUUUACGUUUACGUUUGGUACAUUACAAUCUCUCUUGAUAUUGGUAACCGCAUCGUAGAACUAGUUUACGUAUAUCUCUUUAUCAUUCGCGUGUUGGUUGCGGUAUCCAUCCUAACAGCGGCUGCCAUCAGUGUUGACAGACUUCUCGCUCUCUUAUUGGGACUGAGAUACAGACACGUUGUAACUUUAUGCCGAGUUCGUGUGCUUAUAGCUUGUGUUUGGUUCAUUGCUGUUUCAAACGCUUCUUUGUUCUGCGUGGCUCAGAUCCUAUUUCAUGAUAAGUUAGAACUUGUCUCGUGGUGGACCUACCGAGCUUUUAUCAUUUUUUCUAUAAUAGUGUCAACAUUUUCGUACGCGAAGAUUUUUUUCACCCUCCGUCAUCAACAAGCCCAAAUGCGAGAUCAUGUUCAACCAGAACAGUUGAGCGGAGUUAGAAGUGUACUGAAUAUAGCACGAUACAAGAAGACAGUGUAUAGCGUAGCUUGGAUACAGUUUGCUAUGUUUGCUUGUUAUGGUCCUAACAUCGUGAUGGCAUUUCUUUGGAAUUUUGGAAAUGUAGAUCAUUCCACUGAAGUAAUGGUCGCGGGUGAAGUUUCCCUUUGUCUCAUCUUUUUAAAUUCAUCUCUGAAUCCUGUCCUUUACUGUUGGAGAAUCAAAGAUGUCGGACAGGAAGUGAAAAACACCAUUCGUAAGUGUCUUUGCUGUUGA
Molecule: messenger RNA, 4257 nt
Organism: Porites evermanni
Lineage: Eukaryota; Metazoa; Cnidaria; Anthozoa; Scleractinia; Poritidae
Source: the annotation of a GenBank genome assembly